Daldinia decipiens is the source of this 699-nucleotide messenger RNA. RefSeq lists its product as uncharacterized. Lineage: Eukaryota; Fungi; Ascomycota; Sordariomycetes; Xylariales; Hypoxylaceae. Bases 1 to 699 code for a protein of 232 amino acids. The transcript has a single exon. The record is from RefSeq and is a predicted model, not a curated record.
AUGUCUGCAAAACUGCCCGAAGAGGCAUCGCCGGAACCGGAGCCCAGCCCACAGCAGUCAUCGUCUCGUUGGUCCCAGAUCGAAGAUAGGAUUCUGAAGCAAGCGGUAGCGCGAUAUGGCGUGAGCCAUUGGGACGACGUUGCAAAGAUGGUAUGGACGAGGAGGAGCGCCGAGGAGUGCCGGGCACGUUGGGCGGAGCUUGUUCCGAUCUUAUACCAAGGGUUAGCACGGCGGGAGUCCGCGUUAGAGCAGCGCCGUACGAGGAGCAUAACAGUAUCAGCAGUUGCGUCGAGCGCGUCGAUACCACAGCAAGAGAACGAUGAAAGCUCUCAGACUCCGCCUCUCCCCAUCCAAGGGCGUCCGGGAUCAAAAGGGGAGCUACCUUUAGCCCGAGUGGACGGUAACGCCAAAUUCUAUACUGAACCCUCUUCACCCUCUUCACCCACCCCUUUAACUUACAUGCCGGAAUCUCCAUCGCCGCCUCUAUCAUCAGCGUCGGCGCGAAAUCGACGGAAUACCGAACCAGGACAACGACCCUUCCGUGCUGAGUCAAUGUCUCGCGGAAGGAGGGAAGAUAGACGGGAGUGGCUUGCACCACAUCCGCUUAUGCCGGGACGUCCUCGCAGAACGCCGACAUCCUCGAGGGAUACUUCGGCAUUUAAGAGUAAGGAUGAUACGACUAGUAAAUCUAGAGAUUAG